UUCUGGCCAGCUCAAGUUUGGCGUAUCCCUGAUGUUCGGCGCCGCGCGCGCCACCUACCGGAGAGGCGUGUCGGCGGCGGCGGCAACCGCCACCACCGCGAUCGAUGCGCCGCCGAUGCAAAGAGGCCCCAGCGGCCGCGCCGCUCAGGCGGCAAGCAAGCUGGCGAUCCUCGGCGCCCUCCUCCGCGCGCGGCCGGCGGCGGAGGAGCACGGCCGCGGCGGCGCGGCACCUGCCACCACCGCGGCGCCCGGGAGCAAGCGCCGCGCCGCCGCGGCGCCGCCCCGCUGGCCGGGCUCCUGA
Molecule: messenger RNA, 301 nt
Organism: Prorocentrum cordatum
Lineage: Eukaryota; Dinophyceae; Prorocentrales; Prorocentraceae
Source: the annotation of a GenBank genome assembly